AUGUGACACUUCAGGUGUGUUUUUGAGCAUUAUAUCUUUUCUUUUUCACUCCUAAAUUAGCCAAAGAACCAUCCUUAUGAAAUGUUUGUCAAUAUUUAAAGCACAAUGCCAAUAUUCAGUCAGUUUUUCAUCCAUUGCUUACAAGUCUUUUGAUAUCAAGACUUUAAUUGUAUCACUUCAAUCAAGUGCUAAUGAAAAAAACAUCAUAGGAGGGAAACAAAUCCAUUGCCACAUGCUUAGAUGUGGCCAUUUGAAUUUAUCUCCAAUGCCUACAACUAGCCUUAUUAACAUGUACUCGAAAUGCAACUCGAUAUCCAAUGCGUUAUCGGUAUUCUAUACUUCACCACUUGUUCAUAAUGUGUUUGCUUAUAAUGCUAUAAUAGCAGGGUUAAUUGCCAAUGACUUGCCUAAAAGAGUUUUUGAAUUCUAUUUCCAAAUGAGGGUAGUUGGUGUCAUGCCUGAUAAAUUCACUUUCCCUUGUGUGCUUAAGGCUUGUAGAAAUGAAGUAGACGUGAAAAAGAUUCACGCGUUAGUUUUUAAACUUGGGUUAGAGGUUGAUUUGUUUAUCGGUAGUGCUUUGUUGCAUAGUUAUUUGAUGUAUAGGUUGGUGGAUUUUGCGUUAGAUGUCUUUGAGGAUUUACCGGAGAGGGAAGAUGUUGUGCUUUGGAAUGCCAUGAUAAAUGGCUAUGCUCUAACAGGUGAGUUUGGUAUUUCUUUGAUGGUUUUUAGGUGGAUGAUUGAGGAUGGGGUUGUUCCGAACAAGUUUAGCAUAACGGGCGUACUUUCAGCUCUGGCAAAUUAUGGGGAAUUUUAUAAUGGAAAGGUGAUACAUGGGUUUGUGAUAAAAAUGGGAUUUGAUUUGGGAGUUGCGAUUUCAAAUGCAUUAAUAGACAUGUAUGGUAAAUGUUGUUCUGUUGCUGAUGCUUUUGAGGUUUUCGAGAUGAUGGAUGUUAAGGAUAUAUUUUCAUGGAACUCAAUGAUUUGUGUGCAUGAACAAUGUGGUGAUCACGAGGGAACAUUGAGGCUUUUUAAAAGGAUGUUGUCCACUGGAGUACGUCCUGAUUUGGUGACUGUCACCACUACACUUCCUGCUUGUGCUCAUUUAGCAGCAUUGAGGCAUGGUAGAGAGAUGCAUGCAUACAUGAUAGUUAAUGGUCUGAGGAAAGAUGCUGCUGACAAAGAAUACAAUGAUACUUACAUUGACAAUGCGAUUUUGGACAUGUAUGCAAAAUGUGGAAACAUGCGUGAAGCUCAUCUGAUCUUUGAUAUAAUGAAUUUCAAAGAUGUGGCAUCGUGGAAUAUUAUGAUUAAGGGGUAUGGCAUGCAUGGAUUUGGCGUCAAGGCGUUAGAAUUGUUUUCUGAUAUGUGUAAGGCAAAAUUGAGGCCUGAUGAUGUCACAUUUGUUGGGGUUUUGUCAGCUUGCAGCCAUUCAGGUCUUGUAAAACAGGGGAGAGAAUUUCUUGCACAAAUGCAGCCGAAGUAUGGUGUUGUGCCUUCUAUUGAACAUUACACCUCUGUGAUUGACAUGCUAGGUCGUGCUGGGCAGCUUGAAGCUGCUUAUCAGUUGUUAUUAACAAUGCCCAUUAAGGCCAAUUCUGUAGUAUGGAGGGCAUUCUUGGCUGCCUGUCGUCUCCAUGGUAAUUCCGAUCUAGCUGAGGUUGCUGCAAAUCAGGUACUUGAUCUUGAACCAGAGCAUUGUGGAAGUUAUGUCAUAUUAUCAAAUGUUUAUGGACAGACUGGUCGCUAUGAAGAGGUAUUAGAGGUACGAGAUGCAAUGAAGCUACAAAAUGUAAGGAAGACACCUGGUUGCAGUUGGAUUGAACUUCAUAAUGGUGUCCAUGUCUUUAUCACUGCUGAUAAGUCACAUCCCGAAGGAAACCUUAUUUAUGCUGGAUUGAAUUCUUUAACUGCUCGAUUGCGUGAGCAUGGUUAUACACCUGAAUCUGAUGCCUUGGAAAGCAGUCCAUGAUAUUCCAGACUUAUUCUCCGUCGUCCUGGAUGAAUAUUCCUGAAGGACUGGUUGAAAUGUAUAUGCUGAUGCUGUGAAAACUUGCAGAUAGACUUUCCAUUGAAAAAUGAAAAGUGUGCUUUUCAAUUUUGGAGCAAAAGUUACAGUAUUUUCAUUUUUUUCGAUAUACGAGUCCCAUGUGCACUCUAGAUUUUCAUCUGGAUCUUGCAACUGGAAGCUUGUUGGUGCCCGCCAUUUUGCAGCAUCUGCUAUAACCAGGGGGAUAUUUAAUGCAACUAAGGACUAUGCUUCUCCUUUUGAUGGAGAUGGUCAUGGAACGGGGACCAGGUAGAAGAAUUCCAACCUCUUUGUGAAGUUUAGAGUGACAAGGCAACGAUUGAAGUCACAAGUCGUUACAAAGGAAAAAUUUCUCAAAUUCUUCAUGUUCCUGCUAACAUCAUCAAGGCGCAACACCAUAUUUGUAGUGUAUUGGGCGUGUAUUGACCACAUUGGAAUUCUUCUGGUAUUUAAUCUUUGUCUUGAGGAUUUAUUUGCUUGACUGCACUUUAAUGAUGACAUCAGCAAGUAGUUAGAAAUACAAUAUGACAUCUUGAAGUGGGAAAUUCACGAUCAAAUUCCGUUUAUUCUACUCUCAAAGAGGAAAAAAGCAAUUUUCAUCCCGUUCAAAGAUACCUUCAAAUUUAUGAGAAAAGGACACGAAGAAUAGACUCACUUUUCAAAAGAUCAGGCCAUAUGGAAAACUAGCUUUUGCCUGGUGUGUUUGGAACUAUAUUUGUAGGAAAAAUUGAGCAAUCAUGUUGUUCACAUGAAGAAACCAGAGCUUGGCUAGUUUAUUUAUAUACGGAGUACAUGUUAUGAGGUUCGUGCCCAGACCAAUUUGCGCGUAUCUAGACUAUUUCACCAGUACCUGCUAUCUCCAGGCUCCAACCACCACAGAUAACAAAAGAACUGUCACCGUUACUGAAAUUCGCUAAGAUAAAUAAGCUUAGUCCUGAUGAUAUAUCAGGGGAACUAUUACUCUUAAGCAAUAUUGGAGGAAUUGGUGGAAAGUUUGGUUCCCCGCUUAUAUAUUCACCUGAAUUUGCCAUCAUAGGAAUGGGCCAGAUCCAGAAAAUUCCGCACUUUGCUGAAGAUGGGAAUGUAUAUCCUACAUCAGUCAUGAUGGCAUGUAGUAAUUUAAAGAUCUUCGUGAGGGACCCUUCUCACAUUGUUAUAAUCAGCUGCCUGUGCAAUGCAUCAAAACCAGGGCGCGUCCAUGAAAGAUGUUUCAGUAUCUCAUAUAGAACAGUGUUGUUCUUUUCAGAUAAAUAUAGGUGCAGAUUAUAGAGUUCUUGCUGGAGAACUGUUGCAAAGGUUCUACAAUGAAUGGAAAAAAUUUAUGGAAAUGCCGGACUUCUUUUGUUGUGUACAAGAUAAAUUCUCGUAUCCGAAAGUCCCAAGUUCGAAUCCCAGCAGAGACAAAAAACACUAUGUGAUUCCUUCCCAUCUGUCCUAGUC
This is a messenger RNA of Lycium ferocissimum, 3466 nucleotides long. Its product is annotated as pentatricopeptide repeat-containing protein At3g14730. The coding region runs from base 77 to 1969 and encodes 630 amino acids. The record is from RefSeq and is a predicted model, not a curated record. The transcript has 3 exons. Gene Ontology annotation, biological process: RNA modification. Gene Ontology annotation, molecular function: RNA binding; protein binding. NCBI's taxonomy places the organism in Eukaryota, Viridiplantae, Streptophyta, Magnoliopsida, Solanales, Solanaceae.